AUGCAAGAAAGAUCAACAGAAUCUAAUAAUAUUAAUGAAUUAGAUCUUGAUCCUAAUAAUAAUUCUUCAAGUCGUCGUCUCUAUUUUCUUAGUUCAUGGUUAGAUAAAUUUGAAAGAAAUAAACUUGAAUUUUAUUCUGUCAUAUUUGGUAUAUUCGGUAUUAGUUUAAUUGCUCUUGGUCUAUGCAUUUUCAUUAUAAUCUAUACAGCAUACGAACAUCAUUUAAUAAAUAAAAUUGAUUGUUCGAUUAUAAAUGUAACACAUACACAUGUAAAAUUAUGUGCAUCACGUCGAUGUAGAAUUUUUAAUUAUUGUAUUCCUUAUGUAUGUACAAUUGUUUUUGUACGCUAUCGUUAUAAUAAUUUUUCAUAUGAAUCGAAACUUUUCCCAUAUAAUAUUAAUUUAAAUUCAUCAUGUUCUUAUGAACCGUCAUCAUGUGUAUCUCGUUCACGUAUUCAAAAUGAACAAAUAACAUUUCUAAAGACAAUUAUUUUUAAUCAUUCAAAAAUAAAUCAAUGUUGUCUUCAUUCAUUAACUCAACAACCUAUAAUUUGUUAUAAUUAUCUUAAUUCUAUAAAACAUUCUAUUAGUAUUAUAUCCAUUAUUAUGUUUUUUUUAAUUGGUUUUAUUUUUAUUUUUAUUGGAAUAAUAACACACUUACAUCUUAAUAAUUAUUUAAAAUCUUCUCAUAAACAUGAAGAAGAUUUUCUUGAUACAAUAUUAAAUUUUCAUUUUAGCAAUGGUACAAUAGGAUCUGUUAUUGAGAAAACAACACCAGUUAAUUAUGAUAUAUUAACACAAACAAUAAGUCAUCAUAAUACACCAUCAACAACAAAAAUUUAUCCAAAUGACGAUUUACUUUUGUUUGAUAUUGAUGAGGAAAAUAAGAUUUUUCAAAAAGAACGUUUACAUUUAAGUCAUCAAGAAAAAAUACAAAAUGAAAUUAUUCGACAAUAUCAAUUAGGUAAUGAUGAAAUCAAAACUAUAUUAAAGACAAUUGAAUAUGAUUUUCAACAACAAAAUCACUUAGAUUUACCGAAAAAUUCCAUUGAAAAAAUUAAAUAUCUACUAGAAAACAUCGAUAACCUUGAUCUUUAUUUCCCAACAAUACAUAAACAAUUAUCAAUGGAUCAGAUAUCAGAUUAUAUCUGUCUCGAUCAACAUUCUUCACCUAUUUCGGUUUCACAUCCACAUGUUCAUUUUCGAAUGAAAUAA
Rotaria sp. Silwood2 is the source of this 1215-nucleotide messenger RNA. Lineage: Eukaryota; Metazoa; Rotifera; Eurotatoria; Philodinida; Philodinidae. The record is from the annotation of a GenBank genome assembly.